CACGCCUGGCCGGGCCAUCAUUUCCCCGCGCUGCCGCGGCGCCGACUGGCGGACAGCCGCCCCUCGGUGGGCCCAACCAAGUCCCGGAGCGCGGGAGCCGGGAGCAUGAGCGCGGGCUCGGAGCGCCGGGCGGCGGCGGCCCCCGGGGUGGUGCCGGCGCCCUGCGCCUCGAAGGUGGAGCUGCGGCUGAGCUGCCGGCACCUGCUGGACCGCGACCCGCUCACCAAGUCCGACCCGAGCGUGGUGCUGCUGCUGCAAUCGCAAGGCCAGUGGGUGCAGGUGGGCAGAACCGAGGUGGUCCGGAGCAGCCUGCACCCGGUCUUCUCCAAGGUCUUCACGCUUGACUACUACUUCGAGGAGGUGCAGAAGCUGCGCUUUGAGGUCUACGACACCCAUGGGCCCAGCAGCCUGAGCUGCCAAGAGGAUGACUUCCUGGGGGGCAUGGAAUGCACUUUGGGGCAGAUAGUGGCCCAGAAGAAGGUGACCCGGGCACUGCUGCUGAAGUUCGGCAGGAACGCGGGCAAGUCCACCAUCACGGUGAUAGCCGAGGACAUUUCCGGGAACAACGGCUACGUGGAGCUCUCCUUCAGGGCCAGGAAACUGGACGACAAGGACCUCUUCAGCAAGUCAGACCCCUUCCUGGAGUUAUACCGGAUGAAUGAUGAUCAGAGUGAGCAACUGGUGUACAGGACAGAGGUGGUGAAGAACGACCUGAGCCCUACCUGGCAACCUUUCAAGGUGUCUCUGAACAGCCUGUGCAGCUGUGAGGAGUCCCGGCCUCUCAAGGGCCUCGUUUGGGAUUACGACUCCCGCGGAAAGCACGACUUCAUCGGAGAAUUCUCCACCACCUUCGAGGAGAUGCAGAAAGCCUUCCGGGAGGACCAGGCCCAGUGGGACUGUGUGAACUCCAAGUAUAAGCAGAAGAAGCGCAAUUACAAGAAUUCUGGGGUGGUCAUCCUGGCAGACCUGAAGCUCUACAGGGUGUACUCGUUCCUGGACUACGUCAUGGGCGGCUGCCAGAUCCACUUCACGGUGGCCAUUGACUUCACGGCCUCCAACGGGGACCCCAGGAACAGCUGCUCCCUGCACUACAUCAACCCCUUCCAGCCCAACGAGUACCUGCAGGCCCUGGUGGCCGUGGGAGAGAUCUGCCAGGACUAUGACAGCGACAAGAGGCUCUCUGCUUUGGGCUUUGGAGCCCGGAUCCCUCCCAAGUACGAGGUGUCCCAUGACUUUGCCAUCAAUUUCAACCCCGAGGAUGAUGAGUGCGAAGGGAUCCAGGGUGUGGUGGAGGCCUACCAGAACUGCCUGCCUAGGGUCCAGCUCUACGGCCCCACCAACGUGGCGCCCAUCAUCUCCAAGGUGGCCCGCACAGCCGCGGCCGAGGAGCGCACGCGUGAGGCCUCUCAAUACUACAUUCUGCUGAUCCUGACGGACGGCGUGGUGACUGACAUGGCGGACACACGUGAGGCCAUCGUGCGCGCCUCCCACCUGCCCAUGUCCAUCAUCAUUGUUGGGGUGGGCAAUGCCGACUUCACCGACAUGCAGGUGCUAGACGGUGACGAUGGUGUCCUGCGCUCCCCACGCGGCGAGCCCGCCCUCCGCGACAUCGUGCAGUUCGUGCCCUUUCGGGAGCUCAAGAGCGCGUCCCCCGCGGCAUUGGCCAAGAGUGUGCUGGCCGAGGUGCCCAGGCAGCUGGUGGAAUACUACAGCCACAAGGAGCUGCCUCCGAGAGACCUCGGUGCCCACGCCUGAGAAGCCAGCUUGGGCUCUGCUCUCUGAGGACCCAUGGGGUGGCCAGGAUUGUGUCCACCGUCUGCCUCCAGCAUCCUCCACCCGACUCCCCAGGGGCCUCCCAUCUUGCAGCCCAGGCCCACCCUCAGCUCCUGUGACCCUGCUGCCUGGUGGACCAGCCCCCAGGCUGAAGGGUGAAGAGGUCCCAGGGGCACACCUAACCCUACCCCAGCCUGGUGGGUGGGGAGGGGGCUGGGGGACAGCUCCUUUGCUUCUGAUCUUCACUGGGGAGAGUGAGCAGGCAGUGCCCUGUCUCUGAGAAAACCCUGGUCCCCCAGACACCUGUCCCUGCAGCCAGAUUCCUCCUGGUCCCAGCUGCAUCUGCCCUUGUCUCUCUGUCUGUGGGGUCUGCGGGGGUGGGGGAGGGGACUUAGGCAGAAUAAAGUGUCUUGUCCUUGCA
Cervus elaphus (red deer) is the source of this 2194-nucleotide messenger RNA. It is a transcript of the gene CPNE7, whose product is annotated as copine 7. The transcript is spliced from 15 exons. Gene Ontology annotation, molecular function: calcium-dependent phospholipid binding. The record is from RefSeq and is a predicted model, not a curated record. The coding region runs from base 106 to 1755 and encodes 549 amino acids. NCBI's taxonomy places the organism in Eukaryota, Metazoa, Chordata, Mammalia, Artiodactyla, Cervidae. Gene Ontology annotation, cellular component: plasma membrane. Gene Ontology annotation, biological process: cellular response to calcium ion.